Messenger RNA from Aegilops tauschii subsp. strangulata, 1068 nucleotides. Its product is annotated as BTB/POZ and MATH domain-containing protein 1-like. NCBI's taxonomy places the organism in Eukaryota, Viridiplantae, Streptophyta, Magnoliopsida, Poales, Poaceae. The record is from RefSeq and is a predicted model, not a curated record. Gene Ontology annotation, biological process: protein ubiquitination. Gene Ontology annotation, molecular function: protein binding.
AUGGCGGAGCACUGCAAGAUUUCUGCUGCCAUUGUAGCCGAGUCCGAGGAGAGAUCAAGGUCAUAUGCCUUUGGAUACUCAAGAACCAAGCGGCUGAUCAAGGUCCACGAGAGCGUGACAUCUCCCCCUUUCUGCGUCGGAGGUCACGACUGGAUCCUUGAGUACGUCCCCAAAAAUGGAGUUCUAAUAUCCGUCUACCUGGUUCUCGAUUCCGCUGGCGCAAAAGACGUGAAGGCAAAGGUCAGGUUCUCUUUACUCGACAACGACGGCGUCCCGGUGCCGUCGUGCAGCCACACCAUCCCUGAACAUGUCUUCCCAGGCAAAGGAUCAGCCUGGGGAGUCUUCAAUUUCGUUAAGCGAGAGGAUCUGGAGCGACCGGCGCACCUGAUAGAGGACUGCUUCACCAUCCGUUGCGACGUCACGGUCAUGAAGGAGUUCAAGGGCCAACAAAAUGGCUGGUUCGUCAAGGUCCCUCCGAGCGACUUGCACCGGCAUCUCGGCGACUUUCUGAAGAGCGGGGAUGGAACGGACGUGACCUUCCAAGUCGACGGCAAGACCUUCUCGGCCCAUCGGUCCGUGCUCGCUGCUCGGUCGCCCGUGUUUAAGGCGGAACUCUUCGGCGCCAUGAAGGAGAACUCCCGUGAUCCGGUUAAAGUCGAGGAUAUGGAAGCCGACGUGUUCGGAUCCUUGCUCCACUUCAUAUACACGGACUCGCUGCCGCAGAUGACCCGUGAGGGAGACGAUGCGGUGGCAGCUAGCCAUCUUCUUGUAGCGGCGGACAGGUACGACGUCCAGAGGCUGAAGCUCAUCUGCGAGGAGAAACUGUGCAGCCACAUUGACACCGACACUGUGACGACCAGCUUGGUUCUGGCUGAGCAACAUAACUGCCAUGGGCUCAAGGAAGCAUGUCUACAGUUCCUUGCUUCUCCGGCCAAUUUGGAGGCGAUGAAAGCAAGCGAUGGCUAUGUGCAUCUCAAAAGCAGUUGCCCGUCUGUUCUCAAGGAGUUGAUCGCUAGACUCCUGCCCGUUGAACUGAAAGCGGCCAAGGACAUUGUCAUGGAAAUUUAG